CUGUCUGCCUGCACUGCCAGCCUCUUCAGUCCCCACCAUGAAUAUCCAGUUUGCCCCUACCGACCUGCCCCUAAGCAGAAGACUGCAGACGGCCUCGGUGCUACAGUGGGUCUUCUCCUUUCUGGGCCUGGCUCCAAGCUGCAUCGUGCUGUUCUUUGUGUUGAUGUUCACUCGGUUCUGGCUGAUCAGCGUGCUGUACGCCUGCUGGUGGUUCAUCGACUGGGAAACACCAUCCAAGGGGGGCAACAGGGUUCACUUCCUCUCCAAUCUACGUGUCUGGGACUACAUGAGGGACUACUUCCCUGUAAAGCUGGUGAAGACAGCGGACUUGGACCCCAGGCAGAACUACAUCCUUGGUUUUCAUCCCCAUGGGAUCCUGGUGGCUGGAGCCUUCACUAACUUCUGCACGUACGCUACAGGCUUCAGGAAACUGUUCCCUGGACUGGACAGCUUUCUGCUGAUGCUACCUCUCUGGUUCAGAGCCCCCUUCUUCAGAGACUACAUCAUGAUGGCAGGUUUGAUUCCCUCGGACAAGGAGAGUGCCAGCUAUCUGUUACGUCGACAGGGAGGUGGGAAUGCCGUUGUUAUAGCAGUAGGAGGAGCCCCCGAGGCCCUUGACGCACACCCUGGCGCCUUCACCAUUCUCUUAGCCAAUAAGAAGGGCUUCAUCAAACUGGCAAUGGAACAUGGUGCCCAUCUGGUGCCGGUCUUCUCCUUCGGGGAGAAUGAGUUGUUCGACCAGGUGGAGAACCCUCGAGGCACCUGGAUCCGCUUGAUUCAGGACAAGCUGCAGAGCAUCAUGGGUAUCUCUCUGCCCCUCUUCCACGCGCGGGGCAUUUUCCAGUACAGCUAUGGUAUCAUGCCCUACAGGAAGCCCAUCAACACUGUGGUGGGACGGCCAAUCAGAGUGGAGAAGAAUGAGAAGCCCACAGUGGAGGAGCUUGACGCCCUCCAUCAGCUUUACACAGAAGAACUCAGCCAGCUGUUUGAGGAGCACAAGGGCAAGUAUGGAGUGCCAGAGGACCAACACCUCAGCUUUGUCUGAGCAGGACUCAUAACCAGGAGAGAUAGAGAGAGAGAGAGAGAGAGGGGAGAGGGAGAG
Molecule: messenger RNA, 1102 nt
Organism: Salvelinus namaycush (lake trout)
Lineage: Eukaryota; Metazoa; Chordata; Actinopteri; Salmoniformes; Salmonidae
Product: 2-acylglycerol O-acyltransferase 2-A-like
Exons: 6
Coding region: 38-1045 (335 amino acids)
Biological process (GO): diacylglycerol biosynthetic process; triglyceride biosynthetic process
Cellular component (GO): endoplasmic reticulum membrane
Molecular function (GO): 2-acylglycerol O-acyltransferase activity; diacylglycerol O-acyltransferase activity
Source: RefSeq, a predicted model, not a curated record